This is a messenger RNA of Boeremia exigua, 1251 nucleotides long. RefSeq lists its product as uncharacterized. The transcript is spliced from 2 exons. The record is from RefSeq and is a predicted model, not a curated record. Lineage: Eukaryota; Fungi; Ascomycota; Dothideomycetes; Pleosporales; Didymellaceae. Bases 226 to 1176 code for a protein of 316 amino acids.
UGUUUUGCGCGACGACCUGCACGAUCCUUGCCUCGUGCGAUUUGGCAGCAAUGCGUGCGCCUUAAAUUAGACGUGAGAUCGUUGCUGAUGACUUCAUAGAGAGGCUGUGCGCUCCUGCCGUUUACAACAACAGUCACUCUUUCUGAUCUUCUAGCACUCGACCCACGCGCCUUCCUGCUGUUGCAGUCUACUCCUCGCGCUUGUUCAACGAUACCUUGAGCCACCAUGUCCAACGCGCCUAGUAACUGCUCGGUCGUCCCAGACGCCGUCCAGACUGAUGCGGGAGUGGCGGGGGCUGGCACCCUGCUCUCAUUCAUCAUCACGAACUUCAUUUCCUUAUUCCUGAGUGCCACAAUCAUUCUCCUCGGCCUGCGCAAGUCGACCUCGGCGCCAGUAUGUCGCAGGCUCUUGCAGUCCUUCUCAGACCAGCAGAUCGUAACCGGUAUUGGCAUCCAGUCCAUCGGCCUGGCGAAGAUGCAUUCGAUGGUGUCGUACCACUUCUUCAUCAUCUGGCUGCUCUCACUGCUGUCCACGGCCACGAACCUGGCGACGCUGCUCGCCCUGGUCAACGACUUUAGACGUGAUUGGGUACUGCGAUGGCUACGACAGUUUUUCAUGCUCGUCAAUCUCUUCCUCGGCGUCCUGUCUGGCAUCUUCAUCCUCCAGUCCGUGACGAAGAACCUGGAACCUCGACUACCUAUCGCCUGUGUCUGGGAAGUCGAGAGCCGCGGAACCUCAUCCAACACAGCGCUUAGUAUUGCUGGCACCAUUGCAGUCAUUGCCGCUCAGGGCAUCGUUUUCAUCUUGUCAACCUGGUACCUGCACAACCGCGCCAACCCAGCUUGGCUCAAGACUGUCCAGGUUGUCGGACUGUUCGUGCUCCUGGCCAUGGGUGUCGGAGCUACGGUCCGUGUCAUCAUGGUCUCGCAGGCUUUUGGCAAUCCGCCCGCAGCGCUGAACCUUCAGGGUACGAGUGAGAAGUUUUGGAGCUACGGCCAGCUACUUCCUCUGCUGCUGUUGGUGAUGCCUCUCAUCAGCAUCCUUGAGGUGAUCAGAGGCGAGACAAGGAUGCCGCCCAGCAGAGUGGACGACGACACUGCGCCUUUAUUCGCGAACGAUAUGGAGUUCCAGCCGAAUCCCCUGAUCGGUAGUGCUAACAGCCUGUUCCGGAAGUGACCCGGUCCCUAUCAGCGUUCGUUAUUCCACAGUGCUAGAAAUCGCUGCAAUCAGAAACAUAUACUACAUUGCGAG